GGCCGUGUUGUCCGUGGCUUCUUGUGAACUUCCAUCCCAUCGAACAUCUCAAAAUGUAAAAUAUUCAAAUGAAGAAGCCUUGAAACAGGCAUCUUUAGAUACUUUAAUUCUCACUUUUCAUGUGGACAUUGAACCAGAGUUUCAGUUUUGUUCUCAGAGUAAUCAUUCAUGCGGAAAAGCAAUUGAUUUAGUGAAGGCAAGUAGUGGAAAAAUCGAAUUCAAUAAUAUCAGGAUGGAAUGUAUUAAGUUGGGUGAAGUUCAAGUCUCAUUAUCAUUAGUGGUAAAAUCAGAGGAUGAGAUUUUAAGCCUUGAAAUUAAUGAUCCAUAUCAGCCAAAUCAAAAACACUUUCGUGAAACGUUUUGGAAUGCAAGAUUAAAAAGAUAA
Messenger RNA from Dentiscutata erythropus, 385 nucleotides. The record is from the annotation of a GenBank genome assembly. Lineage: Eukaryota; Fungi; Glomeromycota; Glomeromycetes; Diversisporales; Gigasporaceae.